Messenger RNA from Camellia sinensis, 2376 nucleotides. The record is from RefSeq and is a predicted model, not a curated record. NCBI's taxonomy places the organism in Eukaryota, Viridiplantae, Streptophyta, Magnoliopsida, Ericales, Theaceae.
CGAAUCGCAAUCAUCGGAGCCCCUCCCCCACCGUGAUCGUCAUGGUGUCUUCGUCAGAGAGUUCGAGUGAUGAGACUACGUCCCAUGAGGACUUCUAUACCCUUACGAAGGACUCUCUACCUCAAAUCGACGUCGUCAACGGCGUCGAGACUCUGAUCGUCGAUGGUGGUUGUAUAGAGGCAGAAAGAGCCGUUGAUUUGGAGGACAUCUAUUUUUGGUUGAAGAAUAAUUUAAAGGAUGACAAGCAGAAGAAAAUUUCAAAUAAAGCUCGACAUUCAUCUUGUGUUGCUAGCAAAUAUGACGGAAUCAAAAAGUUCAAAAUUUUCGAUGAUGCCAGAUGCUUACGAACCUUCUUAGAGUUAUCACCGUGUAGGAGGAACUACAUAAUAAGUUUCAUCAACAUAAAACAAUGCCAGUCUGCCAGAGACAGCAUAGUUAUGACAACAUGGAAUAUAUUUUGGAACAACAAUUUGUUACAUCAACAUUUGAAAUGUUGACAUACAAUGGAUUGGCUGCAUAAUGUGUCUAAUGACUACAAAUUAAUUGGUUCAAUAAUUUGUAUUAGUUCUCUGUUCAAAUGCUGAUUUUUUUUUUUCACUUUUUUUUUUUUGCCCUGGAGAGGACAACUUCCUGACUCAGUUGUGACUUUGAAUACUAUGUGAUUUUUUUUCCAGCUUUGUAAAAAUGCACUUUUCUAUAUUUUAUCAGUGUUAUGCAGGUAAAAAAAUAUUAGAAAGGAUAUGUAAUCUACUAACUAUUGUUGUUAUUACCUUAUUGUUCUCCAGCAUUUGUUGUUGUGGAAACAAACUUUAGGAUGUAUUUCACUGUCUGUUUUAUUGAUUUGCUUUUAUCUAAUCAUGAUGAAAACUCUCAUAAGUGAUCAAUGAAUGAGAUAUAUAUAUAUAUAUAUAUCAAGAAAAUUGAGAAGUCAUUUCCGCAAACCACAAUUGGAAAAACCUCCCCACUGCAAACUCUUCUUAAGCAAGACUUUUGAUCAUUUAAACUUACAUGCCUUGCAAGGACAACUUUGUAUCAUGGUGUGUUUUGAACCUUUGUCCUUUUAUGCUAGACUACAUUUGAUGGUUAGGAAGCCACCUAGUCUGGUCAAAAAUCCUUGUGGGCAAUCUGUUGUAGUUGGAGGGAUUUAGGUUUAAGAAGCCACCUACCCUACUUGGAGUAUUAUUUAGAUUUCAAAUCCAAUGCAUAUAUUGAAAAAAGAGAUGAAACUAUUUUGAAAUUGUUAUACCAUAUAGUCUCGUAGAUUUUUUUUUUUAUUUCUUCAAAUUUACAUGUUGAUCUGUUUAAACUCGUCAUGAAGUGGGCAGUAGAGAAAGAACAAGAAGAAAUCAAAAGGGGAAAUUCAUUUAACAGUAAAAGGUGGUUCUCUAAUCUUUGAUAAAAUUCAAAACUCUUUUGGCAAACCCCAAAACAUGAAAUGGAAAAAAAAAAAAAUGUUUGGGAUGAAAGACUUUUCCUUUAAAUAUAUUUAUUUUACUAGAUUAUUGGAUAUUUUUAAAAAAAUAAAAAUAAAAAUUUGAAGUCAUUAUAUUAUUUGAAGAGCUGAUUUUUGGGAAUUUUGUAUAGUUGGGUCUCGGGGCGAGUUGCUUUGGAUCUGAACUCUUUUCUAGAUUUUGUAGGCACUCUUCAUGGCUAAGUGUUUGGUUGGUUGUUUUGGUUCUUGUAUUCUUUGACAUUGUCUUGAUGUUGUUCUAAUAAAAUUGUCUUAUUUAUCAAAAACAAAAAAAUGAAGUCAUUAUCAUUUGCCAUUUACCAGCUUGGAUUGCUCAUUGUUCAUAUUCAUUAAAAUUUUAUUCUUAUAUUUGCCAUUCAUUGAUGAAGUGAUCAAUUUUCAUGCUAAAAAUACAAGGUAGAAUAUCAGCUUCCAAAUCUUUUUGUAGUUGUAACUACAAAGGAAGCUUGUAUGAUGCUUUAAAAAAUGCCAUUAUGGCCAAAUAGGCAAGCAUCAAUGCCUAUUUGUCUGCAACUCCAUGCUAUCUCUUGGGACCUUUUAAGAAAGAAAAAUGCAAAAAAAAAACAAAAACCUUGGGUUGUUGUUAGUGUUAAAAAAUGUAUAAAAUGUGUAAGAAGUAUAUGAAAAUAUGUAAAAAUGUUUUGAGAUAUGUGAAAAAUGUAUUGAGUUUAUAAAUAUUUUGGCCUUAUGUGCUUCUUAUUGACAACCCUGAGGGCUAUCAUUAGCAGGACCCUCGAAAAAACCAUUUCAUCUUUUACCUGAUAGAGUAGCUUAAUUUACACUAAUAGUAAAAGGAAUCAUAAAGUUUGAUCCUUUACUGGUGUUUUUAUUUAAAAAAGCUUUUGCUUGGUUACUAAUUUCAUUUUAUUUGUUAUUAAGCAAAUUCUCUUGACUUCUGGAUGUUC